ACAAGUCAUAGAGGGCUGCAUUACAGCCCACUGAACCUGCCAUUGGCUGAGCAUCUGGCGCGCGUCUCCGCCUCUCUCAUCCUUCCGAGCGCUCGCGCCCGUCUGCGGAUGCGUGCGACGGCACGGUCUCGCGCCCCGCUGUCCCUGCUCCCCAUCUUUCUCUCUCCGUGUCGCUGAAACGGAAGAUUAACCACAAACACAACAAUGGGAGGAUUUAACGCGUAGCAGCCGCUGCUCCAUUUUAUUGCAAUUGAAAGCGUCGCGUUUGGGUUUAUUCCCCGUGAAAAUGGCGACGGGGGCAGGCUGGCAGCCUCCGUACAACACCUCGACUAGCAACACCAAAUAUACCCCCUCUCCAACGUCCAGCAUGUUUUACGACGGGAGUUUGACGCUGGAAUACACUCAAGACCUGCAUUUGAAGAUGAGCAAGAAGAUAGCACAACUGACCAAGGUAAUUUAUGCUCUCAACACCAAGAACGACGAGCACGAGGAGGAAAUCGAGUCUCUGAAAGAAGCCCACGAGGAUGAGGUCCAACACAUCGUGACUGAAACCAGGGACAAGAUCAUGCAGUACAAGAGCAAGAUGGCAGACGAGGCGGACCUGAGGCGGCGGCUGGCCAGUCUGGAAGAAUCUGUCGAACUCCACGAACACAUGAAGAGACAGGCUUUAGCAGAGUUUGAGAUGUACAGACAGAGAAUGGAGGAUUCGCAGCUCUGCACAGAGGCCCAGCACACACAGAGAGUGGUUUCUAUGAGCAGAGAGGUGGAGGAGAUGCGUCGGGAUUUUGAGGAGAAGCUGCGGGCGUUCAGCCAGGCACAGGCCCAGUUUGAGGCGGAAAAACGGCGAGCGCUGGAAGAUCUGAGGACCACCCACCGCCAGGAGGUGGAGGAACUCCUCAACAACCAGCAGAACCAGAGCGCCUCCUCCACCGAAGACCAGGAGAAACUGGCUGAGCUGCAUAGACAAGAGGUGGAGGCAUUGAUGGAGAGGGUGGAGGAGAUAACGAAGGACAAGGUCCGUCUGGUGGAGGAGUACGAGGCCAAGCUGGCAAAGGCUCAGGAGUAUUAUGAGAGAGAGCUGGAGGCCAUGAGGAGAACACACCAGCUCACCACUGAGAACCUGCUGGCCUGGAAAAGGACCGAGGUUGAGCUUCGUAAGGAGUUCCAGGCUCAGGAAGCUGCGCUGCAGCGCUCUCUGUCCAAGCUGCGGAGUGAGCUUCAGAAAGCACAGGAGGAGGCCAGAGAGAACCGAGACAGGACCAACAGACUGCAGACAUCGCUGGCCAACGCUGAGGGAACUAUCAAGAACCUGCACAAGCAGCUGGAAGAGGCCAUCCAGGACGGAGAGAUCUGGGUGAUGCAGCUGAAGGACACUGAGUAUGAACUAGAGGGCAGCAGGGAACGAGUUCAACAGCAGGCAACUGAAAUCCUCCACAAAGCCAGUCAGAUUGGCUCGUUGCAGGCCACCCAGAUGGCCCAUGAGGCGACCAUUAGGAACUUGGACCAGGAGCAGAACCGGCUGAAAGAGAAGAUCAGCCGGCUGGAGGAGGAGAGAGAGGCACUGCUCAACCAGAGUCAGACCUCCAAUGAACAGCACAAACAGCAAGUGCUGAAACUAGAACAGUCUCUGCGUGAGGAGCACCAGGGGUAUGAGAAGGAGCUGUGCAGGCUGAGAGCACACUCUGAGGAGGAGAUGCUUCGCUUUAAGGAGGCGCAGGUCAGAGCGCUGGAGGAGCUGGAGGAGAAGCACCAGUCCAUGAGGGAGGAGGCGCAGCAGGAGAAAGAGGAGGAGAAGCAGCUCCUCAUGGCGAAAAUGAGUCAGGAGUUUGAGAUUAAGCGUCUGUCAUUGGAGGAGCAGCGCGACCGCCUUCAGCAGCAGCUCGACAACUUGAAAGAGGAGCUCUCAGCCAAGCUCAAUAUGGCCAAUCAGGAGGUGUCCCACCUCCAGGAGCUGGUGAGGGAGGGAGAGCAGAACAUGAGUUCAGCUCAGACACAGAUCAGCUGUCUGAGGGAAACUCAGGAGAAGCUCAAGAUAGAGCUUGACGCUACGAGAGCCCGGGUCCGAGAGACUAGCAACCUGCUAACUGACCUACAGGAGGAGAUCGAGACGCAGAGACAGCAGCAUGAAGCCAGAGUGAUGUCCAUCAGAACAGAAGAGAAACAGAAGAUGGACAAGAUGGCAGACGACUUGGACCAGAAAUGGAGAGACGCACUGCGGGAGGAGGUGCGCCUGUUAAAGGAGGAGUUGACCGAGGAGUAUGAAGCGGACAAACAGGCGGCGCUGACUCAGCUCUCCCAGCAGAAAGAACUGGAGAUGAUGGCGGCAAGAGAGGGCUGGCAGAGGAAGGUGGAAGACCUGCUGGAACAGAUCUCUCUGUUGAAACAGUCCCUGGAGCUGCAGUUGUCUCAGUCCCAGGCGUCACUCCAGCAGCUGCAGUCUCAGUUCAACCAGGAGAGGGAACUGCUGAGCCAACAGCUGAAAGAGAUGCAGAGAGAACAUCAGAGGAGAGAGCAUCGAUUACAGGAGGCUCACUGCUGUGCCCUGAGCACCAUGGAGGAGGCCAGACAACACCAGAUAAGGGCUCUGGAAGAGCGUCUGAAGCAGGAGCAGAGGGAGGAGGUCCAUGCUCUGAAGGAGGCCCACAGGAGGACCUUAGACAUCCUGAGACAGCAGUCGGACCAGGAGCUGCAGACGCUGCGAUUUGAGCUGGAAGACGAGGGGAAAGCAAAGCUGGCGUCUCUCCGUGCAGAGCUGAACCACCUCCACGCUGCCUCCAUAGAGCAUCUAAAGCAGAUCCACCUCAAAGAAAACACUAACGCCAAACGAGAGUUAGAGAAAGCGAUGGAGCACAGCCACCAGCAGGAACAAGAGCUCCUGGGUCGUAUUUCAGACCUGCAAGCGGAGCUGUGCUCUCGUAACAACCGCAUCACCGAUCUGGACCAUGAGAUCCACUCUCUGAACGAGACCAUCGACACUCUGACCAGAGAGCUGGAGAUAAAGGGUAAAGAGGUGCUGCGGGUCCGCAGUGAAGCUAACCAUCAGAUAAGGGCCCACGAACAGGACCUUUCAAAGAGACAUGAGAGGGAUCUGGGGGAGAUAAGUAUAGUCCAUCACAGAGAAACACAAAUCAUGCUGGCUGACUUCAACAAGGCCCAGGAGGUCCUCAAAGACAAGAUCACUGCGCUACAAAUACUGUUGGAGGGGACAGAGGAGAAGUUAAGAAACAGAGAAAGCCGGCCAGAGGACCUGCACGUCAUAGCAGAGCUCAGAGAGAUGGUCACCGAGAGAGAAGCUCUGGUGAAAAAGCUUGUGGACGACAAGAAGUUCUACCAGCUGGAGUUGGUCAACAGGGAGACGGGGUUCAACAAGGUCUUCAAUUCCAGUGCCAAUGUUGGAGUAAUCAACCCUCUUAUCAAGAUAAAAACAGGCAGCCAGUCAGCCCUCAGAACUGUCAGCUGUCCCACCAUGCGUCAUGAAGGACAGGAAGAGGAGGGACUGGAGGGGGAGGAGCAUCCUCCUCUUCCUCCUCCUUCUCCUCAUCCUCCACAUCAUCCCAUGCCAAGCCUUGCUCUUCCUCAUGCUCCUCAUCCUCAGGAAGCCCUGGUGCAGCAUCAGGGCCUACAAAGCUUUAGGAGCCUUCCUGAGGCCAACGCCGCGACACCAUCCGACCCGAGGGCGGCGGAAGCAGGAAAAAGCAAAGAACACGUUCUAAGAGAAGAGGAGCUGUACGCCCAGCACUUCUCUUUCUGACCGGCAAAAAAAAAAGAAAAAAAAAGUGUCCAAAAAUGAGGCAAUGGGACAGCGAGCUAAAGUUGGACAGCAAUCAAACUGUAGGUUUUGAAAGUCAUUUGGGCGACAUCAAUAUCAAACGUCCACCGCUAAAUGUAAUCACAGCGCUCCUAUCAAUCAUGUGCAGGACUGAAACUCCAGUGUGAUUGAAACCUUAGGGCUUCCAUACAUUGUGAGAAUGGUGAGUAGUGUGGCUUGUUAGUGCAUCAUCAUGAAAGUGUGCAUGGCAGCAGGAGGUGAGGUGAUAAAAACACGUUUAUACCAUUGGCAUUAUGCAAAACAUGACAUCUGUGUGAGCUUCAGAGUAGUGAGAGAUAAAUAUAAUCUUAAAGGUUUACAGGACUUCAUCACCCAUUAAUUUUAAUAAACUAAGACCCACAACUCUAGAUGUAGAAUUUUGGAGGUGUGGAGGUACUGAAGAGACUUGCAGCUCUUGUUACCUUUAAAGUCAUUCAGUCAAGAUGAGGGCUGCAUUAAUAGUUAUAACAAAAGACAGCAGAAAUAUUUUAGUAUUAAAGGAUAAUUCUGGUGUAUUACAACUUGGCUGCUACUGGGAAUCCUCCCUGGAAACGAGACGUAAGCGAGGUGUGUAAACAACUCAGCGGUCUGUCAGCAGCAGAAUGGACAGCAGCUGGUUAACCUGCCUUCACCAGGGUAUCUGACAACAGACAAAAACAAAAUAGUUUUCAUGUCAGCGCCAUGGGAAGAAAUCAACCGUGUUUAUAGGUAUUGAUUCAAUAAUUUUAUUUCCCCGCUGUCCCCUGCAGGGAGUGAAGGGAAUCUGUGUGAUCAUCCCUCAUGGAUAACAUGCAUUUAUUAAAUGAGCUGCCGUUUUGACGGUUUCUUUUUCAAAACAUUCAUUCGUUAUGUCAAAGGUCAUAAAAUUUCCAAUACUGAGGGCAGUGAGUCACUUUUAAUAAAGUGGUUUUAUAUAAUCUGGCUGAAUUCUUGGAUUGUGUUGACAAUUUUGUGUAUAAAAUGUCUCGUCAAAACCUCUAAAAUAAUAUCCAAGUUGUAGCAAAGCUGAAUUAUCAAGUGUGGGACUUUGACAUCUCAGUUAACGUCUGUUCCAUUCAAGUCCCUGCCACCAGGGAAAGCUCUCUGUACUUCUUAGUUUACUGAAGUUGAGCUGAGCUGAAACGUUUUUGGAUUGCAUACUAUACAAGAUAAAAAAAAAAAGGAACUCUGCAUUCAGAGGAUUAAGGUCGGAAAAAGUCUUGCAGAGAGCGCUCCUGGUGGUGGGUGAGAUGCGGUGAGCUCACCUGCGGAAAUACGUCAUAAGCAGGCGUCAGUAGUGUUUGUGUAAUUACUCUCACUGCCAGAGGGGGAGACAACAGUUCUGCCCUCAGAUUUCGCAGCCUUCUGUCAGUAGCAUGAAACUCUCAGAAACAUUUUCUCACCCCUUUCCUCUCCGCGGCUGAAACCACAGCCAGACUCUUCAGCUCAUACAAAGAUGUCACAAACAGUGUUGCAGUGAGUACAAGGUGUGGCACUACUAACAUACUUUAGAUUAAGAGGAAGCGUUCUCAGCACAUAUAACAUCUUAUAUGUUUGUCUCUUUUUUGUACUUUAACAUGUGUCUUACAAGCUGUAAUCAGACUGGAAGUGCUUUGAAAGUUCAGCCAGGAUAAAGUGAUUUUUGCCUUGAUACUCGCCUUUAGUCGUUCAUGCUGUGUCCCCAUGUGUAAAUACACACACUCAAACGUGUAUUGAGGAAACAGAACGACCUAGCUGUUGAUUCUGGUUGUGUUUUUUGGCCUCUACAGUAGGAUGAGCUACAGUAUACCACAAUAACGACACCAGCAAAACAAAACAAAACAAAAAAAAAAAAAAAUAGGAAAAAAGACUAACUUUAGCUUGCUGUCCCAGAGCUUCGACUGUGUACAUACAGUAUAUGUUUGAAAGUCAUUUUCAAAUCUCCGAGCUAGCUGAGGGGUGCUUGAUUUACCAUUCCAGACACCUCAGAAGUCUCAGGAGGGGAAACACCACGAGGACGUGAAUCAAGCACCCCUCAUAUUUUUAUUAUUCCAGUAUUUAUAAUGUAACAAGCUACUGUUUUUCUACGGUCUGUUUGUGAUGCCAGUGGAGUCGGAGACAUACAGAGGGAGAGUUCUGUCAGCGACAUGCAGAAGUUGAUUGACUCCUUGCAACUUUUUUUCUUAAUGCCAAGGAGUGUUUAGUUAAACGCUUUAUUUUCAUUACGAGCUCGGAGUUCAUGUCGGUGACGGAAGUCUUUGGCUACAUGUCUCUGCCUGUGGGGCAGGCCAUAGAGCAUGUGAAAACAGAAACACUAUCAUAAUGCUGCUGUCACUCACUUGAAUUCCUCAUAUCUCCGUUUUUUGGUGUACUGUCUGUUUUUUAACUUGACUUGAAAGUUUACAUAGUUCUCGUGCUGCGUAAUUUUCAUGACCUGAAGGUCCACGAAGUCCAUUCAGUAACCUGUACAGUUUCCAAACUGCAUGGUCAUCAUCAGCCCGUAAGAGGCUGUGUUUCUUACUUCUUGAUACGUGGAUAGAGAGACGUGAGGUUUGAGAGUUUACUUCCUCUCACACUGACACCCACGGGGUCCAUUCAACAGCAAAACAAACAGUUCAGUUACAUCACAGCAUUGAUCGAUGCUCGUCUUCCAUAACAGAAUCAACCAAGGCCUCAGUGGUUCAGAAGUGUUUGUGCUGUCAUUGUUUGUAUGUAUGGAUCACACACAAUAUCAGACGCACCUAAAUAAUAAAAAUAAAAAUCCCACUACAUAGAAUUGAAUCUCUGAUAAAGUCUCAAAACAUAUUAAACCCUUGGACAGCUUUGGACUGUUACGUUUUUUCCAUUCAGCCCCUGUACAUAGAUAGAUCGCAAAAACACCUUUGAAGAAGUAUUCAAACUAAAAAUACCCACUUGCUUACUUUACAUGUAGCAGUGUAUGUAAUGUAAACACUUGCAGUAGUGCCCCUGGACCAGACGACCAUAUAAAGAAAUCUGUCACUAGCUGACAUCGGCUUGUCUCAAAAGGUAGAAAAAAGAGUUAGAUCAUUCAUAGCAUUAUAUAAAUGACAGAAAAUAAAAGAAAGCAUAACAGGUCCCCUUUAAACCAUCCACAUUUUGGAAUUGCCCUCUUACCCAGAGCCACAUGAUAUAUAUUAUAUACCAAUCUUCUCAUCUGACUGGGGGUAACGCAACAUUCCAUCAUAUUUCUCCAGAUGAACUUAUUAAGUAUAAUUUAAGUUUUGUCAAAGUAAAAGAAAUGAAACACUUCCUGAAACCGAGUUGAGACAGAACCUCCAGCAGACAUGUCUGUUUUUGUGUCAUAAAGGAAAGACAGGGAAAAUGAGCAAUCAGAUGAAAAAAUCUAUUAGUUAAUACCUUUGUAAAGUCUGAUCUACACUUAACUUCUAUCAUGGCAUCCUAAUAUCCGACUGUCCCCUCAUGACAGAAUGCAGCAUAAUGACAUUGAAGCUUUAGUUAGGCUAAAUGUCAUCAAAGCUGUUACAGCAUAUUAAACUGUUUAAUUGUAAAUACUGACCUGUGACAAAUACAGAUGACGGUAUCAUCUCUGGGAUCGUAGUCCCGACGCUGAACCACAGUUGGUUCAUUCCUCCAUGCUCACUGUGAAGAUUAGAUUUAUUCAAAUUACUAUGUUAAUAUAUUGACAUUUAUGCUCAGACAUCUGCAUCAGACGAUGCAGAAGUCUUUAGGUUCUUCUUAGUUUUUUCUUAUUAAUACAAUUUCUCACAAUCACCUCCAAUUUUACUGCUACUCCUUUUAUUUCCCUGUUGGUAAUUUCACAUAUUUGUAUUCUAAAAACUAAAUCAAGAAGCACAUUGUGUGACUUUGCUGUCUAACAAUGAGAGAGUGUUGAAUGUGUUUUACCUUCCAGGCAACCGGCUGCAAAAAAUGGUGCCUAUUCAUUCCAAUGGAGUUGCUCGUCUGAGGUAUACACCAAAAAAGUUUCUGGCUUUACUACUAGCUUUACUUAUACAGUAUGCAGCCCAUUGAUUAUGCUUUACAUUGUGUCAAAAAUGUUCCCCCAUAACUCACUGAGACACAAAAACAUUGGAAAAUAGGGUGCAGGUUAAAAAAUACCAGACUUACCCUUUAACUUUGAAAACAGUUAAAGCAGACGAGGUAUUUCCUGUGACGAUUGCCAACCUCAAGAAACUUUAACGUCUCUGUUAAUCAGUUCGCAGGAUUGUAAAACACACUCAUUCUUGAGCUUGGAAACAGCAGGUGACAGAACAAUCUCACCACAAGGUCCAUUGAGUGGCUGUUCUGGAGCUUUUCAUUCUAUCACAUGAUCUUCAUCAGCAGAAGGACUUGGCCCUGUUGCUGUUGAAUCCCAGGUGCUUAAAUUUACACACAUUCCUAGCACUUUAAGGACUUCUGGUCCAUGUUGACUGCUAAGUUAAAAGUGACAACCCCUGUGAUUAGAAAGCUCCAGAAUGGCUACUAAAUGGGACUUGAAGUGAGAUUGUUUAUUAUGAAUGAAUAAAUGUGUGAAAACACUGUUAUUAAAUAGCAAAAAUGAUUUUUUUUUUUUAUCUGUUUAGGUUUAUGUUUUUACACAAUUGUUCCCAUUCACAUGUUUUUUUCUUUCUGCACUAUUUGGUUUGUAAUGUAUGUAUUUGCUCAGACAUUAUUGGUUAAUUUUGAUGCAUUUGUUUA
Molecule: messenger RNA, 8443 nt
Organism: Epinephelus fuscoguttatus (brown-marbled grouper)
Lineage: Eukaryota; Metazoa; Chordata; Actinopteri; Perciformes; Serranidae
Product: protein FAM184A-like
Exons: 25
Coding region: 287-3751 (1154 amino acids)
Source: RefSeq, a predicted model, not a curated record